UUUGAACCCAUUGAUCGCACCACACAUUGUUAACUUAUGUUUACUUCAUUCAGAUUCAUGUGGGAAAUAACAACAAGUGUAUCGAUCCGUCGUCAAGAAUGACAUCUUAAUAAGCAUACACAGAUCCCAAGUCAUAUAGUUUCCUACUUUCGUCAAGCAAAUCAUGGAAUUUGAAUUCACUGCGCUUUAUUCAAGCUCCUCGGAACUCGUGGUUUACUGACGGGAUUUACUUUUAUCACCGUAAACCAUGUCGUUAUCCCGUCUGGUCGUCGAUAAUAACUCAUACAGUUUGAAGUCCAAACUGUUUUCCAGAAUAUCCUGGAGGACCGCAGUCACAAUCGGUAUCCCGCUUGGUAUAGCCGGUUUGACCGUCCUUGUAUAUUACCUCAGAAACAAAAAAGAGAAGAGUGAAGCAGAACUUACUCCAGAAACACCAUUAGAGGCUGCUUUAGCGUUAAAGCUAAAAGGAAAUAAAUUUUUCAAGGGUGGACAAUACUCUCAGGCAAUAAGUUUAUAUGAUGAAGGACUUAAGAAAUGUCCAUUGGAUGCAGUUCAGGAACGUGCAGCUUUCUAUCAAAAUCGUGCUGCAGCCAAAGAGAAUCAACGUCAAUAUGAAUCUGCCAUUGAAGAUUGUUCUCUUGCAUUAUCAUUAACACCGCAUUAUUUGAAAGCAUUAAAUCGUCGAGCACAUUUAUAUGAAAAAUUAAAAAAAUGGGAUGAAUGCCUUCUAGAUAUGACAGCUUGUUGUAUUUUUGAAAAAUUUAAAAAUGCUGACAACAUUGUUUUCAUGGAUCAAGUACUCAAAACAAUUGGACAACAGAAAGCUCAAGAAGAACGUUCCAAAUUAUUGCAUGAAUUACCAUCAGCUUCUUUUAUUCGUAAUUAUUUGAGCGCAUUCGCAUGUAAUCCAUUCACAGUUAAUUCUUCACAACUAUCCAAGCAUAAUUCACUGACUGAAACUAAGACUGCAGUUAACGGAGUAACUGAUGAUCAUUCUGUAUCAAAUAUGCCCAGCACCACAGAAGUACCCAAUAAUAACAAUCCUAAUCAAUAUGAUUAUACACAAUUUAAAGAACCUCUUCAAUCAGCGUUUAAUAAUGUAAAUUCAGCCUUAGAUUAUAUGACGAAAGGUGAUUAUCAACAGUCAGCUGAUCACGCAAUGAAAGCCGUUAAUUUGUUCGAAUCAAUCUUAUCGGAUAAGUCGUUCGCAGAUGUAAAGAAUUUGAUCAAUUCAUCAUCUGAGUUAAAUGAUAGUGAAACAAUUUCAAAAUCAAAUGAUAAUCUCAUCUCUUCUGAAUCUAAUGGACAUAAUGGAAAUGAAAAUGAAUUGGACAGCAAAGAAAACAAUAUCGUCACGACAACUUCAAAUAAUACUGAUUCGCUCAAUAAAAUUAAAACAAAUGAAUCUAUUCAAGUGUAUAUUAAAGAAGUUUAUAAUCAAAUUUCACUUUUACACGCUACUUAUCAAGCAUUAGCUGGACGUUCUGAAGAAGCAAAAGAACGUUUUCAAAAUAUUGGUAUAGUGGACUCUGGAGCUUCAUUAGUGGUUCGUGUUAAUGCAUUGAUUAAAUCUGCAUGUUUAUCAAUGUCAGUUGAUCAAGAUGUAGCUGCUUGUCUUUAUGAUUUCCAACGUGCACAAAAUGUUUGGCCUGAAUGUCCAGAUGUGUAUCUUCAUCGAGGUCAAAUUAAUCUAUUAGCUGAUCAAUUAGAUGAAGCAUUGCAUGAUUUGAAUACAGCUGUUAAAUUAAAGCCGGAAUUUUCAGUUGCACAGGCUCAGCGUUUGUACACUCUAUAUCGAUGCGCAUUAACUGCUGGUGAUGUUAGUAAAGUGGAUUCUCGUAUUGAAGAGUUUCGUCGAUUAGUAAAGAAAUAUCCCAAUUGUUUGGAAACUCAUUCUUUAUUUGCUCAGAUCCUGUCUGAACGUGGGGAUUUUAAAGAGAGUGAUAAAAUAUUUGCUGAUCUAAUAACACUUGCACCAGACUCUGGUUUAGCUUAUGCUCAUCGUGGCUUAUUACAAUUAAAAUGGAAACAAGAUCGUGAUGCAGCAUUAUGUUUCUUUAUAGAAGGUAUUCAAAAAGAUCCUAAAUGUGAAUUAAUUCAUGAAUUACUUGGUCAAUUAUCUGUAGAAAAAGGACAAUUUAAUGAAGCAUUAAAACAUUUUGAUAUGGCAAUUAAACAAGCUAAAACACAAAAUGAUUUAUCACAUUUAAUUGCAUUACGUGAAGGUGUUAAUGCACAAUUAAAAGUAUGUGAACAAUAUAAAAUAUCAAUAUCGGAUGUUUUAUCAAAUAUACAACAUGAACAACAAAAAUUUUUAAUGGCUAUGCAAGAGAAAUUGUAAAAAUAAUUAAAAUAAACUAAAAAAGAAACACAAUAAAAUUGACUUCAUGUCUUAUGAGAAAUAGCAACAAGAAGUAUGGAAACAACAACAACAACAACAGACUACUUACAUCAGCAACUUUGUUAUUAUUUGGUUUGUUGUUGUUUUUUUCUUUUUCUAUAAGGGCAACGGAACAUUUGUGUUCCUAUGUUGUUGUCUUUUUAUUUGUAUAGAAAGAAAAAUUAAUGACAAUCAUUUAUAGAUCAUUUCAUUUUGAUUAAUUAAUCUGUUUGUCCCUUUCUCUCUCUCUCUCCCUCUCUCGUUCUUUAUCACAUCGAUACUCAUCCAUGUUUCAAAUUUUCUUAAUUUUUUUCAAUUAGGAACGUGUUCUGAUUUAGUGCACAUUUGUUUGAACAUUUUUAUACUAAUAUAUAUAUAUAGAGAG
Messenger RNA from Schistosoma margrebowiei, 2765 nucleotides. The record is from the annotation of a GenBank genome assembly. NCBI's taxonomy places the organism in Eukaryota, Metazoa, Platyhelminthes, Trematoda, Strigeidida, Schistosomatidae.